AUGAGUGACGCCGAAAAUCCUUCCGCAAAUGACUCUGAGGAGAUCAAACCCAUCAAUUUUGAAUGGACCCCCGAACUCGUCAAAAUCGGGACCUCGCGCGGUGGGAUUCAUCCGUCGAUUGGCCCUCUCGAAUCCAAGGGCUACUUCACGGAUUGCACGUACAGGCCCGGUAUGGCACUACCAGACCCUGCUGAUACACGAGAGUGUCUGAGGUGGGCUGGACUAUCCGACAAGUCGAUCGUUGAGGUAGAACAAAAGUUCAAUGAUCUCUAUCCAGAUUACCAAGGACCCACUUGUGGGUAUGAGGAGAAACAUUACCGAACCGGCGCCCACGAUAUCAAAUUCCCUAAGGUUGAAAAAAUGUUAAAGUUAUUCGUUCAAGGAAUGUUCGAUAACAAAGAUGAGUUUGAAUACACUCAUAGUGAGUCUCCCUAUUAUAUAUUAGAGGUAGGCUCGUUACUAAUCAAAAUAGAGGGUUAUAUCGAGCAGGGUAUCCGGCUAGGAAUUCGGCUAGAAUUUGCGAUAUUCUGUGGGCUACAUAAGGACGAUCCCCGAGCUAUUGAUGACCCCGAUCUAUUUGAGAAAUCAUGGUUUUCUCAAGGCCCAGCAGGUAUCAUGAGUGAUACCCUUAUCCCUUUUUGGAUGCAGGUCGAAGACUUUAUGGCAUCGAGGUUAGUGUAUGAGGGGAAGGCAUGGGAGGAUGGCUGUGGGACAUGGUUGAUACACGAGGGAGAAACCUUAGAACAAGCACAGGCGAGAGCCGAUGAAGAAUAUGAGAUGCUAACUGAGAAAGCGCGGGAGGAUGAGAAAAGAGAACGGAAAGAGGAAAGAGAGAAGUGGGCAAGGCUGGAAGCGGAAGAGGAAGCAAUGCUGGUGGAGCAAGAAAGACUGGAGGAUGAGAUGCUUAAACAACAGAGCAUAGAGAAAGCCGCUCAGCCGAAAGAUGGCGAAGAUAUUGAGUGA
Molecule: messenger RNA, 963 nt
Organism: Penicillium coprophilum
Lineage: Eukaryota; Fungi; Ascomycota; Eurotiomycetes; Eurotiales; Aspergillaceae
Exons: 1
Coding region: 1-963 (320 amino acids)
Source: RefSeq, a predicted model, not a curated record